GUCUCCGGGGCCGCGGAGCCAUGGGGCUCCAUGGGCCCAGGCCUUUGCUGCUGCUGGCACUCUUGGGGUUCGCUCUUUGUCAGGGGCGUGUGGUGAGAGUGCCCAGGGGCAGCCUUGUACGGGUCGUGGGCACGGAGCUGGUCAUCCCCUGUAACGUCAGUGACUAUGAUGGCCCCAGCGAGCAGAACUUCGACUGGAGCUUCUCCCCUUCGGACAGCAGCUACGUGGAGCUGGCCAGCACUUGGGAGGUGGGCUUCCCGGCCCUGCAGUACCAGGAGCGGCUGCAGCGGGGGGAGAUCGUGCUGAGGAGAACGGCCAACGAUGCUGUGGAGCUGCACAUCCAGAAUGUCCAGCCCACGGACCAGGGCUUCUACAAGUGCUCCACGCCUAGCACUGAUGCCACGGUACAGGGCAAUUAUGAAGACACCGUGCAGGUGCAAGUGCUGGCCGACGCUCUACAUCUGGGUGCAGUCCCCCAGCCUCCCCCAAACCUGAGCCUUCGAGAGGGUGAACCCUUCGAACUUCACUGUAUCGCCUCCACCAGCUCUCCCUUGCACACACAUGUGGCAUUGCUAUGGGAGGUACAGCGUGGCCCAGCCCGCCGUAGCGUGUUGACACUCACACAUGAAGGCCGGUUCCGCCCAGGCCCAGGCUAUGAGCAGCGAUAUCGCACCGGGGACAUACGCCUGGACACGGAGGGCCACGACGGGUACCGCCUCUCUGUGGCACGGGCAUUGUCCGCUGACCAGGGCACCUACCGUUGUGUGGUUAGCGAGUGGAUCAGUGAGCAGGGUGCCUGGCAAGAAAUUCAAGAAAAAGCUGUGGAAGUGGCUACCGUGGCCAUCCAGCCUACAGCUCUUCGAGUGACCGUGGCCAGGAAUGUGUCUGCGGCUGAAGGCAAGGAACUGGACCUCACCUGUAACAUCACCACGGAUCGAAAGGAUGAUGUGCGCCCCGAAGUGACGUGGUACUUCAGUAGGACUCCUGACACCUCUUUGCCAGGACCCCAUGUGCUUGCAAGGCUAGACCGGGAGUCUCUGGUUCACAGUUCAUCUCAUGUUGCCGUGAGCCAUGUGGACACACGCUCCUACCACUUACUGGUUCGAGACGUUAGCAGAGAGAACUCUGGCUACUAUUUCUGCCACGUGGCACUCUGGGCCCCUGGGCACAACAAGAGCUGGCACAAGGUGGCAGAGUCCAUGUCCCUGCCGACCAGGGUGGAGGUGACCUGGAGAGAGCCAGACUACCAGGUUUACCUGAACGCAACCAAAGUGGCUGAGUUUUCUGAUGACCUUACCGAGCUGGAUUGCCGGGUGGACAGCAGGGCCACUGAGACAGAUGUGCGCUUCACCGUGGCCUGGUACUACCGACUAACCCGGCGCAGUGACGAUGUAGUGGCCAGCGAGCUGCUGGCUGUCAUGAACGGGGACUGGACCCUCAAGUACGGCGAACGGAGCCGACAGCGGGCCCGUGAUGGCGACUUCAUCUUCUCCAGGGAGCAGAGUGACACGUUCACCUUCAGGAUUCAAAGCACUACAGAGGAAGACCGAGGCACCUACUACUGUGUCGUGUCGGCCUGGACUAGACAACGCAACAACAGUUGGGUCAAGAGCAAAGAUGUCUUCUCUCGGCCUGUCAGUGUUUUCUGGGCCUCACAGGAUUCGAUGUUGGUGGUGAAGGCCAGGCAGCUCAAGCCUUUCUUCGCAGUGGGCAAUACCUUUGAGAUGACUUGUAAAGUGUCUUCCAAGAAUAUUAAGUCUCCGCGCUACUCUGUCCUCAUCACCGCCGAGAAGCCUGUGGGAGACUUUGCCAGUCCCAAUGAAACCAAGUACAUCAUCUCCUUGGACCUGGAUUCAGUGGUGAAGCUGGAGAACUGGACCGAUGAAUCUCGUGUGGAUGGCGUGGUAUUAGAGAAAGUUCAGGAAGACGAGUUCCGUUAUCGAAUGUACCAGACUCAGGUCUCGGAUGCAGGGCUGUAUCGAUGCCUGGUGACUGCCUGGUCUCCCAUCAAGGGUAGCCUGUGGCGAGAAGCAGCCACCAGUCUCUCCAAUCCUAUAGAGAUCGACUUCCCAACCUCAGGUCCUACUUUCAAUGCCUCUGUGCAUUCUGACACGCCAUCGGUCGUCCGGGGAGAGUUGAUCAAAUUAUUUUGCAUCAUAACCAUGGAGGGAGCAGCUGUAGAUCCAGAUGACAUGGCCUUCGACGUGUCCUGGUUUGCCAUCCACUCCUUCGGCUUGGACAAGGCUCCCGUGCUCUUGUCUUCUCUGGAUCAGAGGGGCAUCGUGACCAUGGCCAGGAGGGACUGGAAGAGCGACCUCAGCCUUGAGCGUCUGAGCAUGUUGGAGUUUUUGCUGCGAGUCCACGGCUCCGAGGACCAGGACUUCGGCAACUAUUACUGCACAGUGACGCCGUGGGUGAAGUCAGCCACCGGCUCCUGGCAGAAGAAGGCAGAGAUCCAGUCCAAACCUGUGUUCAUCACGGUGAAGAUGGAUGUGCUCAACGCCUUCAAGUACCCACUGCUGAUCGGUGUGGGCCUCUCCACUCUCAUCGGACUCCUGUCUUGUCUCAUCGGUUAUUGCAGCUCCCACUGGUGUUGCAAAAAGGAAGUUCAGGACACCCGACGUGAGCGUCGUCGCCUCAUGUCCAUGGAGAUGGAUUAGGACGGUGCUGGGGGGGGGGGGGGGCGAGAAGGGGACCAUGAUGUCCAAACGAGCCAGCCCUCUCUAAUCUCAGGUGGGAAGGGACGCUCCUUCUGCACACCAGGCUCGGGGCUCGAACCCAGCACCCAACCUUCCUCCCAGGACACUGCACUUUCUGCUCCAGCCAGCCAGUAUGUGUGUUGUCCCCGAAGACAACGGUGACUUUCUACAUGCUUAACCCUUUGUCUAAUUUUUUUUUCCUACUGGUUUGGGAGCUCCUCUGACUUGUCUGUGUGUCUCCCUUGGGUUGGGAGGGGUGGCAGUGAGGAAGUGGGGAUGCCCUUCAGAGUUCUGGGUCUUGGGGGGAGCAAAUGGGGACCCUCAGAGGAGACAUGGAGCUGGUGGGCUAGAGGACCAGCUAUUAUGCAGGUGAGGUCGACCCCCCCCA
Messenger RNA from Suncus etruscus (white-toothed pygmy shrew), 3087 nucleotides. RefSeq names its product prostaglandin F2 receptor inhibitor (gene PTGFRN). The transcript has 9 exons. Bases 21 to 2660 code for a protein of 879 amino acids. The record is from RefSeq and is a predicted model, not a curated record. Lineage: Eukaryota; Metazoa; Chordata; Mammalia; Eulipotyphla; Soricidae.